UCCUAAUUAGUAUUGAAUAAAUCAAUAUUAAUAAACACGGAAAAUUUUGUAUGAACUACGAAGUGUGUUUUUAGUAUUUCACAAUACUUUCGAUUUUGUUGUCAUUAAAUAUACGUAAAUGUAUAUGGUAUGAGUGUAAUGUGUAUGACUGAUCAUACAAGGUUAAAAUAUAAGAACGUGAUCGUGCGCACAUCUUUUUAGUCUUUGCUCGUAAUAAAUUUGCCAUUAACAGCAAAAGCAUUUUUGAUUGAACAUUGAAGAUCAAGGAAAUAAAUUAGUUCAACUUUAAUUAGUUACAUGUAAAAUUACAGACAUGUCGAAUAAUUACUAUGGUGAAGAAGAUCAAGGUAGCCGAUUAUCUAGGAAAGUUGCUGAAAAUCCAUUUUUUCCAAUAGGUAUUGCCGGUUGCUUAAUAGCAUGUGGAAUUGGUGCAUACAGAUACAAGCAUCGUGGAGCAAUGAGUACUAGUGUAUUUUUAAUGCAACUUCGAGUGGCAGCACAAGGCACAGUUGUUGCAACAUUAACGGGAGGAUUAAUAUAUAUGAUGGCCAAAGAACAUCUAUUUAAUAAAAAAAAGGAUUAGUUUGAUUUGUAUUUUGUAGUACGGAUUUCAUUAGAUAGAUGUAAAUAAUUUUAAAAAUGCAGCGGGUCUGCUAUGUUAUUACGUAUUAUUAUAUGCAUAACAAAUCCUUUAUUUAUUUUUAAUUAUCGAUAUUAU
This is a messenger RNA of Chrysoperla carnea, 718 nucleotides long. RefSeq names its product HIG1 domain family member 1A, mitochondrial-like. Lineage: Eukaryota; Metazoa; Arthropoda; Insecta; Neuroptera; Chrysopidae. Gene Ontology annotation, cellular component: mitochondrion. Bases 314 to 583 code for a protein of 89 amino acids. The record is from RefSeq and is a predicted model, not a curated record. Gene Ontology annotation, biological process: mitochondrial respirasome assembly. The transcript has 3 exons.